Brassica rapa (field mustard) is the source of this 2591-nucleotide messenger RNA. Its product is annotated as zinc finger protein JAGGED-like. NCBI's taxonomy places the organism in Eukaryota, Viridiplantae, Streptophyta, Magnoliopsida, Brassicales, Brassicaceae. Gene Ontology annotation, molecular function: DNA-binding transcription factor activity. The record is from RefSeq and is a predicted model, not a curated record.
AUGUUCCAAAAUAAUAAAAUUAAAGGCUACUCAUAUUGUGUUCCCUAUAUAUAUGCUUUUUCAGUUUAUAUGUAUUAACCACACAAGUGUGGUCGAAUGGUACGGCAGACUUGGAAAUAUGUUACAUUUCUAGAGUUUGAAAUCUACCAAACUUAGAUUAAUCCGUAUGUCUGGCGCCGGUAAACGGGCCUCCAAAAAAUUAGUCGGUUGGACUUCGGUCCGCCAUAUACCCAAGGGUUAUUAAAAAAAAUUAUACAUAUUUCUUAGCUGUUUAUCUUUAUUAUUUACAGACAUCACUUGGAAAAGAGAAAAAUAUAAUGUUGGUGUUAUCCAAGAGAAGAAUAAUAUUUCAUAAUGCUGAUCUGUUUUUGUGAAAAAGGAUAGAUACAAACUCAGAUUGUGUAGUAAUAAAUCCGUAUUCAUGAAUGUAUCUUCGAUACAAUUACCAAUAGUUCUGAAGUCUGGCUUAAGAAAAAAGAUAAUGACACUAUAAAGGUAUUCAAACCUUUCUGGGAUAAAGCUGUUAUUCUUCCUAGUUCAUGCACCAUAUUUGUCAUUUUGCUUUUAAACAUAGAAAUUAAAAGUUGAUUACGACCAAGAAACUAAUUAUAAAAAUCUCACAAUCUUUUAUACUAAUACUUUUUCACAUUGCAAAGAACCAACUGUAGUCAAACAGGUCAAGGCCAAGCAGUCUAAGUACAAUGUUUAUGAAACAUCUUCCACGUUGGGUUUUCCAUAUGUUACAUUGCAGUUUCCUUGUAUUUUAAGUGAUUAAAUAUUUCGUAUGAAUUUAGUGAAGAAUAAUAGUAUCCUUCCUUAUAGUGAAAGAUGUUACUUUGACUAGUUAGUUUCUUAAUUAAUAUUUUCUUUUGUCAAAGAAACUUUCGUAAAUGGAUUUAUAGUAGUACUAUAUUACGUACGUAGCAUAGACACAAAAUAGAAAAAUUAAGAUAAUUGAAAAACGUUGUUUUCAAAAUAUUAUAUUUAAAACUAAUAUAUUUUUGUAAUAUUGAUAUAUAUUACACUGCUAUUACACACACGAAAUACAACAUAUUCGAAUGAGUGAAUAAACAUCAAAUUAUAGUGGUGUAUUUUUCACACAAAUAUAGCUUUGGAAGAUAAAUUUAGUAAAAUCAAGAUGGUUAGAAAAUGACUCUAAACUAUAACCAUAUAGUAUUUUAUAUAAUUUACAUCGGUUCGUACAUAUUUCACAUAGAAUGUCAUGUUGGAAGACAAAAGAGAAAAAAAUGAUCAUAAAAUUCAAAAAUAUGGAAUCACAGUUUCACAGAAGAAUGCGAUUUUAAGACGGAGAGUAGAAUCACAUACCUAAAGAGACGACCAUAAUUUUUUUAUAUAUGAAUUCAAAGACUGAUUAAAUUUUACCCUUGAAGAUUUUAUACCAUAAUAGUUGAAGAACACUAAGACUAUUUUCUCAAUAAAUAGCGUCCUCACUUCUCCGAAUAUAGCACAAAGAGAUAAAGAUCACUUCUGAAUCCUUAAAAAAAUUAAAGAAAAAGAUUUUGUUAUGUCUUCUUCAACCUCUUCCACACCGCAACCGGUUGUCAUCCAGGCCAUGGAGGAGUUCAAGGAGAUAGCAGCAGAGAGCAACAAUCUGAUACUAGGGUCCCCACAGGAGGCUAUGUCCAGAAGUGAGAACCCUAGUUUCAGAUCCGAUCCUGUCCGAACAGGAAGUGAGAUCAUGAAGUUCUACCCAUCAAAAUCAAAUAAGAUCUACAUUUGUCACUUCUGCAACAAACGGUUCUCAACCUCUCAAGCCCUAGGUGGCCACCAGAACGCACACAAACAGGAGCGAGACUGGGACAAGAAGCGUAAGGAGAUGGAAGCAAACUUUCCAGGACUCUCCUUUUUGAGCCCUUACCUAGACAAGCCUCACUUGCUCUUAGGUGGGUAUUCACAAGAUGCUUUAUCGAAUGAUAAUCAUCUUGGGAUCACUCUUGAACCUGUACUCAAACGUACAAGAACAGGAUUGUACCCAUCGUUCGGUGGUGGUCUCACCAACGUGGCCAUAGUUCCUCGCAUGACUCCUACCCGCUUCUUCACUGGGACCACUUGUACCAAUGGUUCUUCUUCAAUGGGGCUUGCACCAAGACCCUCUUACAACAACAAUCCCCCGAUGAUUCCUAGAAACAUUCCUCCUUUUCCACCUCCUCCUCGAGCCACCAAUCUCUCUAGCGUUUGCUAUUCUCAAAAGAAUGUAUUGAGCGAAGAGAAUCUCAUCUCAAAGGUAGGGAAUGACAAGAUCGUCGAGAUUGAUGAUGAUGAUAAUGAUCAGCCAGAAAAAGGGACAUCUAAAAGCUGGGGCAUUGAUUUAUCUCUAUCCCUUUGAGUAAUAUUGUAUGUGUGUUUAUUUGGUUUUCAUUUUUGAGGUAUCAUAGCUAUUAGAGACCUCUCUCCAUACACCUCAUCUCUGUCUAUGAAUAUUGUUGUUCUCCUUUUUAUUGUAUUUCAGUUUAAAUGUUCCUUUGUCUGUAUCAUCUCUCCAUCUAUUGACAUCUCAUUGUGUCUUGGUUGUUUUUUUUAAUCUCUGAUUUUCUUUUUUUUUAUUGUUGUGAUUUAUAUAGCGUGAGUCU